Molecule: messenger RNA, 2499 nt
Organism: Penicillium odoratum
Lineage: Eukaryota; Fungi; Ascomycota; Eurotiomycetes; Eurotiales; Aspergillaceae
Product: AP-3 complex subunit beta
Exons: 3
Coding region: 1-2499 (832 amino acids)
Biological process (GO): intracellular protein transport; vesicle-mediated transport
Cellular component (GO): AP-3 adaptor complex; membrane coat
Source: RefSeq, a predicted model, not a curated record
AUGGAGACUAUUUCAAGGAUAUCUUCUAUGCUGGAAACAGCUCGAGAGCUCACCCUGGAAGCUGCUCAGUCCGCCGCGAGCAACGGAAUUUUGAAAUCGGAUUCUUCCUCGCGUACGUACAGUGUUACCCACAUCAAGAAGCUUUUGGAUAGUCGUCAUGAGCGAGAGGUCCUGGAUGGAAUGCGGAAGGUUAUCUCGUUGAUGUACCGGCCUGAAUCAUCGCAUCCAUUCUUUUCCGCGGUGGUCAAGAAUGCAGCCAGUGCCAACCUCGAGGUCAAGAAGCUAGUUUACAUUUACCUCGUCCACCAUGCGGAGGCAGAACCGGAUUUAGCCCUACUGUCCAUCAACGCCAUUCAAAAGUCCCUGACCGAUUCGAAUCCCCAGGUCCGCACUAUGGCCCUCCGAACAAUGUCUGGGAUUCGUGUACCAGUGAUUAGCCAGAUCGUGUCACUAGCUAUCAAGCGCGGGUGCGGCGACAUGAGCCCGCAUGUGCGCAAAGCAGCCGCGCUGGCAAUCCCCAAAUGCUAUCGUCUAGACCCGAACACACUGCCUCAAUUGAUUGGGUAUAUUGAGACUCUCCUCGGAGACUCGCAAUACUUUGUGAUUGGCCCGGCCGUGGCCGCGUUCCUGGAAGUCUGCCCGGAGCAGAUUGAUCUAGUUCAUAAGCACUACCGCAGCUUAGUCAAGAAGUUGGUGGAUAUGGACGAAUGGGGUCAACUUUCAACAUUGCGUCUAUUGACUUUUUAUGCACGCAAGUGCUUUCCGCAUCGGACGCAGAAGGUCAAGCAGGCGGUGACCAAGGCCUUUUACGAUGACGAACAAGAACCACAGAACGACCAAAAUGAAGGCGAGGAGUACGAAGUGCCAGUAGUUGACCCUGAUCUUGAUUUGCUGUUUCGGGCGUGCAAGCUGUUGUUGCAAAACAGGAAUUCAGCCGUCAUUGUCAGUGUCGUCCGCUGCUUCCUCUAUCUAGCACCGUCUGAGUACCUUGCUUCUGCCGUUGGACCGUUGGUGGCCCUUCUUCGAAGCCCCCAGGAUAUGCAGCUGAUUGCUCUUUACAACAUCGUUGCUGUUGCUUUGAGAGAACCCAAGCCGUUCACACGAUACAUCGCCCAUUUCCUCAUUCACGCCAAUGACCCACCGCAUAUCUGGCGCCUAAAGCUCGAAGUUCUUACAAUCGUCUUCUGUCAUUGCGGGAAUCAUUGGAAGGGCGUCAUCAUCAGUGAACUGGAACAUUUCUCUAAUGGUACCGACCCUGAAUUGGUCCGAGAAAGUGUGCGGGCGAUUGGACGCUGUGCACAAGGCGACCCCAGCACCGCAGAUAUGUGUCUGCGUAUCUUGCUUGGCCAGGUUUCUAGUCUUGAUGGAAACUUGGUAUCUGAGUCUUUGACUGUUAUUCGACAUCUGAUUCAACAAGAUCCGACCUCGCAUAAGCAAACCGUCAUUCAACUUGUUACGUACCUUGGCACAACUACUAAUGCUGACGCGCGAGCUACGAUUAUUUGGCUUGUGGGUGAGUUUGCAGGCAUGGACCCGGACAACAACAUUGCACCCGAUGUUCUUCGCAUUCUGAUCAAGGGGUUCACCGAUGAACUUGAGGUCGUUAAGCAGCAGAUUGUACUCCUUGGUGCCAAGGUGUACCUCCAGCAUCUCUUGAAAACGCAACCACAGGAGUCAGCAGAGCUUAUCGCUACGGCGUCACCCGACCGGCCUGCCAAGAUUGAACAGGAAAUUCGCAAUGAAUGGGCGGACGACCCUGCCGAAGACCAGACAGACUCGAAUAAAAACCCCGUGGAUGAGACAGCUGUGGCGGGCGAAAUUGCUAGUCACGAGGAGGAAGAUCGCAUCACAUUACUUUGGCGCUACAUCCUGCUUCUUGCGCGUUAUGAUACUUCAUACGACCUCCGUGAUCGUGCCCGUCUUUACAAGUCGCUCCUUGCUUCUCCGUCUUCGACUCAACUAGCCAAUCUGCUUCUCCUAGCUCCCAAGCCCGUCCCGCACGCCCCCAGUCCUUCUGAAUCACGCAAGAAUCUACUUAUCGGGACUGCAACCCUUGUUGUGGGCUCAGAGGCCGGCCAUCACGGCCUACGUGGCUACGUCAAUAUACCAGACUGGGUGCAGCUAGGACAGGAGCCAGAUCCGAGUCUUCGCACAGAAGAUAUUAAAACAGAAACUGCCUCCACCCCGAGCUCCCUGACUGCUGGUCAAAAGUUGGACAAAGCGCUUCGCGAGCAUCAGGCCGCUGCGCCACCACGGCGACCAAAUGGUUCCCCUGCCAUAGGGAGCGGAAGUGGCAAGAAGACUUUGGAUCAAUGGCUUGGGGAGGAAGAAGAAACCGAAACUGAAUCUGAGACUGAGGAAGAAACUGAUUCGGAGGAAGAGGAAACUGACUCUGAAGAAGAUGACUCUGAGGAAGAAUCUGAAGAGGAGGAAAGUGAAGAAGAGACUGAUUCUGAGAGUGAGGUUGUCCAUAAGGAAGCCCAGCAAUUGCUUGGCUAG